Molecule: messenger RNA, 998 nt
Organism: Erigeron canadensis
Lineage: Eukaryota; Viridiplantae; Streptophyta; Magnoliopsida; Asterales; Asteraceae
Product: polygalacturonase-like
Exons: 3
Coding region: 1-951 (316 amino acids)
Biological process (GO): carbohydrate metabolic process
Molecular function (GO): polygalacturonase activity
Source: RefSeq, a predicted model, not a curated record
AUGGACAACAUAAGAGCAAUAUGUUGUUUCUUUCUUAUGGCAUUAGUUGCAAGGAACCAUGCUGGUCUUGUUGAUAUAAAAGCUAAAGGAGCCAAGGGAGAUGGCAAAACUGAUGAUGGUCCGGCUAUAAAUAACGCUUGGAAAGAAGCAUGCGCAGGAGCAGCACCAAGCGGGAUAGUGUUUCCACCCGGGACUUAUAUGGCAUUUCCCCCCAUUAAUUUGACUGGUCCUUGCAAGGGUCCGAUGGAGAUCAAAGCCACGGGAGCAACCAUUAAGGCACCACCAGAGCUUGAAAAAUUUAAAACCGGCACUUGGAUCUCAAUCAUGUAUGUCGAUAGGUUGACAAUGACCGGUGGAACUUUUGACGGCCAAGGCCAAGAAUCAUGGAAGAAUAAAAAAUGUGGCGAUAAACAAACAUCAUGCGACAUACCAGCUAAUAUCAAUUUCGGCUUCUGCAAACAUUCUUUAAUCAAAAACGUUACGUCUGUCAAUAGCAAAUACUUCCAUAUCAUAGUAUUACGCUGUGACAACACCACACUUGAACACAUCACCAUCAAUGCUCCAAAAAAUAGUCCCAACACAGAUGGAAUUCAUUUGUCGCGGUUAAUUGGGGUCAACAUCACAAAUGCAAAUAUAAAGACGGGUGAUGAUUGCAUUUCUUUUAGUGAGCGAAGCGAGAACGUCCGUGUGGAAAAGGUGACUUGCGGACCAGGGCAUGGCAUCAGCAUCGGAAGCCUAGGUAAAAACCCAAAUGAACGACCUGUUCAUGGAAUCUGGAUCAAGAAUUGUACCCUCAUUGGCACUGAUAAUGGAGUCAGGAUCAAGAGUUGGGCUGCUGCUCACCCUGGAAGCGUUAAUGAUGUCCAUUUUGAAGAGAUUAUUAUGGAAAAAGUGGCUAAUCCCAUUGUUAUUGAUCAAAAUUAUUGCCCCGCUAAGUCAUGCAAGGUGUGAAACAGAUAAUGCAAAAUUUUGGAAAAGUAGUGUUUCUGUGAAACAUA